Molecule: messenger RNA, 747 nt
Organism: Guillardia theta CCMP2712
Lineage: Eukaryota; Cryptophyceae; Pyrenomonadales; Geminigeraceae
Exons: 2
Source: RefSeq, a predicted model, not a curated record
AUUAUUAUGUGAGUUUAUUAGAAUGCUAGAAUGUUGCUCGGCCUCGUUGUGGGCUUAUGCAAUUUGAUCCUAGUCUAAAGAGGCGCUCGAGCACUGGGAGUACACGGCCUACAAUGCGAACCCUGCUUCUGAGGCGUCUUUCUACUCUCUACUUCUGCUGUCUUCUCUUGGCUUCCUCAGCCUCAGUCAGGAGAGUUGCCUCUCCUCACCUUGGCCUUCGGUCACCACCUACUCUACCUCCAUUCAGCUUCCUCAGCCUCAGUCAGAAGAGUUGCCUCUCCUCACCUUGGCCUUCGGUCGCCACCUACUCUACCUCCAUUCAGCUUCCUCAGCCUCAGUCAGAAGAGUUGCCUCUCCUCACCUUGGCCUUCGGUCGCCUCCUACCUUCUCUCCUUACCUUGAGCUCAGCUCAAGCUCGGUACGGGCUCGCCCCGUCUUCUUCCUCGCCCUCGCCUUGCUCUUCCUCCAUGUCUUCCUCUUCUUCGUCAUCUUCCCUCAUCUCCACUCGCAGUCGGUCCUUCUUGUCCACCUUCAGCGAGCAGGCCAGCACAUGCAUCUCUGCGAAUUUACUCAGUGCUAUGAACAGGAAGCCUCUAUGUCGUCGCUCUCCGCCUCCUGCUCAAGCUCAGCAGCUGCCGUUGCCCGUGGCGAGAACGCGCUGCCCCUCCUUGCCUUCUUGCUCUCUCCUUGCACGCGCCGCGGCGAGUCCAGCGCUUGCUCUGCAGCCACUUCCCCAGCUUCUCCUUG